Molecule: messenger RNA, 1353 nt
Organism: Euleptes europaea (tarantolino)
Lineage: Eukaryota; Metazoa; Chordata; Lepidosauria; Squamata; Sphaerodactylidae
Product: nuclear factor interleukin-3-regulated protein-like
Exons: 1
Coding region: 1-1353 (450 amino acids)
Biological process (GO): regulation of DNA-templated transcription; circadian rhythm
Cellular component (GO): nucleus
Molecular function (GO): DNA-binding transcription factor activity; DNA binding
Source: RefSeq, a predicted model, not a curated record
AUGGAGAGUCUCAACUCGCCUACCUUGUGCGUGGCCGGGAGCUUUCCUGGCUUCCACCAUGACGGCGUGCUUCAGCGAGCCCGGGCGCUGAAAAGCAAGCCCAACGCCAACUGCCGGCGCAAGAGGGAGUUCAUCUCCGAUGAGAAGAAGGACGCCAGCUACUGGGAGAAGCGCCGGAAGAACAAUGAGGCCGCCAAGCGCUCCCGGGAGAAGCGGCGCUUCAAUGACCUGGUGCUGGAGAACCGGGUGAUGGCGCUCAAUGAGGAGAAUGUACGGCUCAAGACCGAGCUCCUCCAACUCAAGCUGCGCUUCGGGCUGAUCAGCACGGCGGCCUUCAUGGAGAAAAGCCAGCAGCUGAGCACCGCCAGCGCCACCUCCGCUGAGGAUUUCUGCGGGGCCGGCGACAGCGGCCGGUACUCCGGGGCUCUCUCCCGGUCCCACCACUCGGAGGACUCCUCCGAGACGGAGCAGUCGAGCAGGGACAGCGUCAGUGCGUCGGUGGCCAAAUAUUCGCCCCGGGGAUCCCUCUCGGACAUGUCGGACGGUUCCUCGCGGGGUAGCCCUGUGCCACAGACGCUCGGCGAAGUCCAGGCGGUCAGCAGGGCUUAUGGAGAAGCUCCCCUGCAGCACCCCACAGAAGCCAAGGGCCCGGUUCCUCGGGGCGUCAUCCUCUUCAGUGCCAACGGUUUUACCGCCAUGGCCCCACCCCAUCCGCUGCUCCCUCACCAAGAAGAGCGAGUGGAAGGCUGCGUCGUCGAGAUGCCUGGAAGUCCCAGCCCAGAGAGCAAUGCCCGUUGUCAGGCGGAGGAUCUGCAGCCUCACCCCGGCUAUUGCUCCAAAUCCCAGAGCUACGGCAUCGCCCCGGAUUAUUUGGACAGGGAGCUGGCUGGGGUGGAGCAGGGCCCGAAGGUGCAGGAGCCCAUGUCUCCCUUUGAGAGCUACUCCAGCGAGGACCAUGGGGAGGAGCCCAGCUGGAGAUGCUUGCCUGCUCCCUUUGCGGUGCUGCCGGAUGCCCAUCCUGAUGUCAAGACGGCAGCUCUUCCCCACAAACUCCGCCUCAAGUGCCGGGCGCACAGCAGCGGUGUUCAAGAGGUGUUCCCCGGUCCGAGUCCUGCGCCAGCAGCCUGCUGUCCGGAGACCCCCUCCAUGCCAGACUGGGACAGCGAUAGGCAUGAGGAGGUGUCGGCCCUUGUACGGCAAGCUUUGCUUCUCAACGAGCAGCCAGCCUCGGCAGGGGCCCUGGAGAGACUCCUGUGCCCUGCCGCCGGACUCCACUCGGACAAUGCAGUACCCAAGGAACAUGGUGGCCAGUGGGAGGACGGUUGUCACGACAAUGGACUCCGGCCCACUUGA